Messenger RNA from Papilio polytes (common Mormon), 2494 nucleotides. It is a transcript of the gene senju, whose product is annotated as CMP-sialic acid transporter 1. The record is from RefSeq and is a predicted model, not a curated record. Gene Ontology annotation, molecular function: UDP-galactose transmembrane transporter activity. The transcript has 4 exons. Bases 173 to 1198 code for a protein of 341 amino acids. NCBI's taxonomy places the organism in Eukaryota, Metazoa, Arthropoda, Insecta, Lepidoptera, Papilionidae. Gene Ontology annotation, cellular component: Golgi membrane. Gene Ontology annotation, biological process: pyrimidine nucleotide-sugar transmembrane transport.
UUGUCAGUUUGUUACGGAACGUACUAAACGUAAAUUGUGUUUUAUUUUAUUAUAGUUCUCCAGUGAGUUGUGUUGUUAAUUUCUCGUGAAAAUAAGAUGUAAUUAACGGAAAAAAUCCACUGAAAACUAAACAAAAAUUUAUUACUUAUCUACAAAAUUUCCCUGUAUAAAAAUGAAAGAAUUUAAAAAACUGUUCCCUAAUAAAGCAGCAUUUAUUGUUUUUUGCUUGUACAUAAUUUUAUUUGUAUUUCAAGGUGUUUUUGUGACUGCAUCGAAAACUGAAAAUGGUGGAUACGACUACAACACUACGCUUGUCGUAUUCCUUUCAGAAUUUCUAAAAUUAAUUAUAUCAGCCACAUUGUACACAUUAAAAAGAGAAAACAAGCCAAAUAUAUUUAAAGCAAUUGCCAUCAACUACAAACUUCUUUUGCUAUAUUUCAUUCCAUCUUUAUUGUAUUGUUUUUACAACAACUUGGCAUUUAUUAACUUAUCCCAUUAUGACCCAACAUCAUAUUAUAUUCUCCUGCAAUUUAGGGUUGUCCUCACUGCAUUACUAUUUCAGUUCCUGUUUAACAAGAAGUUGACAUCAAUGCAAUGGAUCUCCCUAGUCAUAUUGACAUUGGGAUGUAUGAUUAAAAAUUUUGAUGCGGCAACAGUCAAAUCGGACGAGGGUACAGAUAUGUGGCAUCAAAUAUUUAAUAUUUACUUUCUAUCAAUUAAUUUUCAAAAUUUCUGUUCCUGUUUAGCCGGUACUUAUAAUGAAUAUUUAUUGAAAACCAAAGGUUCUAAUGUUGAUAUAUUUUUACAAAAUGUUUUCAUGUAUCUCGAUUCUGUUAUAUGUAAUUUAUUUAUUUUAAUGUACAAAGGUGAAUUGGGCAGUAUUUUUAACGACAUGGAAUCUUUGAAAGAUAUAACUGUAUUUUUAAUAACUGUUAAUAGUGCAAUAGUUGGUAUAGUAACUAGUUUCUUCUUGAAGAAUUUAAAUUCCAUUUUAAAGACAUAUGCGAGUGCAUUAGAACUAAUAAUAACUGCUGUUGUUUGUUAUAUUCUGUUCCAUAUUGUUAUAACAGGAUUUACCAUUUUAUCAAUAUGUCUGGUCAGUAUUGCGGUGGCGAUGUAUUUUAAGAAUCCAGUAAAUAAUACAAAUAUCUCAAAUGAUAAAGAUAAACAACCCCUUUUAGAAAUUGUGACUGACUAAAAUAUUUUUACCUAUUAUGUGAAAUGAAAAUUUUCUACCCUUUUUACGCUAAAUUGCUCAAAGAAAUGUCAAAAUUUACAUAGUAAAAGUUAAUGUGAAGGGCGUAAAUAAUUUUUAAUAAAUACACUUGUUGACUGGUAGAAGAAAAUAUUAUUUUUGCAACAAAGCGCUUAAAAUGGCUCAAGAAAAUUACCUGUGAGUGUCAAAGGUAUUAAUGAUGUUUAUCAAUUUUUAAAUUUAAUGUAUUAUGAAAAAGCCAAAGCUGUAAUAUGGAAAUUUACAUUGUAGAUUUAUUACUCUUAAGUAAUCUCAUAAAAAUUAUAAGAUGUCACCAAAUUAAGUCACAGAUGUACCCAGUAUUGUAUUUAAUGUUUAUCAACUAACCAGUAAUUAUAGUGUGUGAAGCCAUAUUGAAUAGUAGAAAAUAUAAAUGUUAUAAUAUAUACCUACUAGAUUUUUAAAGUAAGGAAACUGUAUUUCUUCUUCGUAUCUUCAUUGCUGAUGGUCGUGCUUGCCCUGGUAAGCCUUUACCGUUUCAUCUACCAGCUGCCUCCGAGGAAACUGUAUAAUAAAUAAUUUAAAACCCGCUCUAAACCUUCAUUGUCAACAACAAUCCUUAUGUUAAAUUAUAUAAAUAUUAAGACAUUGUUAUAACUAAUUAUUUAAAAGUUAUUACUUACGUCUAUUUCCGGUGGCGAUACCGACUAGUUUAGAAACAACCCUAAGGACACUCGACUUGAAGAUGGACCCCGAUGGGUCCGAAACUAGUCAUAGAUCAUCAUAGAUAUGAGUAAUAGCCGUUAAAUAAUUAAUUAGUCCUUAUGUUCUUGUUAAACUGAGAGUAUUCUUAUUGUCCUAAGUCCCCAAUGUGUGGGACUUAAUUUAGUGAGAAUUUUCAUUGUACAAAAACAUUUUACUAUCUGUUUUGAAAAAUAUCAUAAGGAUGAUAAAUGUAUGGUUGUUUCAGCAGCAGGAAACUCGGGAUCAUAUAAGAGUGUAUACUCAGAUUCAAUGAAAAUGAGAAAUUAUAUUUCCUCACAUUCUAUGAGAUUAUUUUUGUAAGUUUUACAACCUUACAAAUAAACACGGUAUAAAGUUAAACUUAGGAUUAAACUGAGUAUAAGCAAUUUCUACUAACAUUUGAUUAUAGUUAGUUUAUUCCAAAUUUUAACUUUAUACCGCGUUUAUUUGAAAGGCUGUUGGGCUAUAAAUUGAUGACACAAAGAUGUCUAGGUAAAAAACUUUUAGUUUGUUAUAAUUUCUCAUUUCUUUUGAAUUCGACUAGAUACAAGUGUU